AUGAGCGAUUCAGAAGAUGUUUUACAAGGAAUAGACGAUACGGAUGAUGUCUCUGUAAAAUUUACAUUCCUGUCUUUCUGCGAAUAUUUAGAAAAACACAAAAACUUGAAUUUGGAGGCUUUUUCCGGCCUUCUACAACAAUUUAAAGCAUCUGGUGCCCCUUCUGUUUACCCUUUGGUUCGAUUGCUGUUACCGGCUCAAGAUAAUAGGAAAUUUUAUGUGACUUCUGUAAGUAAUUUAAAAUUUUUAAACGACAAUGAAUAUUCCAGAAGGGACUGAAAAAGGUUUUAAAUUCUGUUCUUCAUUCUCCGAUUACGAGUUACAAUCCGAAUGCUGAGAUAUUUGCUAACGCUUUGUUUCAAGAAUUUCAUGUUAUGGAUGGGACGAUUAGUUUAGUGAAAAUAAACAGAUUCCUUGAUGUUUUGGAAAUACGAAGAUCUAAAAGUAUGUCGAUCCGUAGAUAACGAAAACCUUCGUUUAGGAGGGCAGAUAUUUCAUCGGAUUGGCAGCAGCUUGGGUCGACUGGAAUUGCUUUACUUCUUCAACAUUAUACUUGGUGACAUUACGGAAUUUGUGACCGGUAAAAAGAAUGGCGCGAACACAAUAUUACAAUUCAUAUCACCAUUUGCUAAACAGCUUCUAAGUUCUGGAUUCAGCCUGAAGGAUAUUUGCGAGGGAAUAGAUGAAGAUGAUGGAAAUGCAAAGAACUUGGCAAAUUUUUUAAUAUUGGGGAAGCCAAUCAGACCAAUGCUGUUGUCGCGGGUGUGCAGUACUAACGAGGGUGUUUUGAAGGUAAGCGGUCAGAGAACAACAAGAUUUCCCGUAGAUCAUUAGAAAUUGUGGCCGUCCGUUUUAUGUCGAAACAAAGUUUGAUGGAGAACACUUUAUUGUCCACAGAAUCGAAAGGGAGAGUUACAUGUAUUACAGCCGGAAAGGAAAUGAUUUCUCCGAAAACUUUGGAUUUGAUUGUUUCUCUGGAUUUUCCGCCAAGAUUCACGAAUUAUUCAAGGACGCAGUUUCUGAUUGUGUUCUGGAUUGCGAGUUUGUUAUCUGGGAUGUGAAGAAUAACGUGAUAGGUAAGGUCAAGCUUGGUAAUAGGAAACUUAAAUUAGUCGGAAAGAACCGCCGAACUUCCGAAGGAAAUGUGCUGGAUGUUAAGUAUUUGGAGGACAACCCCAACUUCCAACGAUGUCUUGUGGUCUUCGAUGUCUUAUUAUUGAACGGCAAAGGGUUGAUGGAAGUCCCUUUAGUUGAGAGGCAGGAGGUUUUAAAUAAGGAGGUGUUCAAAAGGACAGUACAAGGGGUUCUAAUGAUCUCCAAACCAACCGAAAUAUCCAAAGUCUCCGAUUUUUUUCAGUUUUACAAAUCUCAUAUGGAGAAUGGAGAAGAAGGGGUCGUGGUUAAGGUAAGCUCAAAAUUUAAAUUCUCUGUAUGUUUUGUCCAGGGUAAGAACACUCUUUAUCGAUUUGGCCAACGGGCAAUAGCAAAUGGCUGGUUUAAAGUUAAACCUGAUUAUGGAGUUCGCUUGACCCUGGAUCUGGCGUUGGUUGGUAUAAAAUAUGAUGAUGUAAAACAUAGCAAGAUUAAGUCAUUUAUCAUCGCGGCAAGUAUGGGUAAGCAAUUUAUUUAUCUUGUUGCUAUUCAACCCAUUUAUUAGGUCUAAAAGUAUAACUCCGCGGUUUUUGCUGCUCAUGAUUUUGAUAAAAUUAAAAAAAUUUACAUAUGCACCAAACCAUUUUCAAUUUUUAUUUCUAUUAAUAAUUGCAAAAUUUUCGCAUAAUCCGGGCAACUUUCAAACAUCAUCAAAUAAUUUUGUUUUGGGGGUUUUAAACAAAUAUCAAGCCAAUCUUUGACAUCGUUGUAUUCAGCAAAGCGCUACUUCGACAGACCGUGUGCCUCGAUUGAAAACAAAUGAUAAUCUAAGGCUGCUGCAUCAGGAGUGUAUAGCGGAUGGGGCAAGGCUUCUACUUAAGUUGUUCUAGGGUGUCCUUAUGCAAAAAAUUACGAUUUUUUUAACCGUUACUAUACGUUCAAUCUCGUUAAUUACUGUUGGUAACGGGUGAAAAAAUUACUGGAAAUUUGUGACGGUGCUGGACAAAAUUAUAACCGCGCUUACGAAUUUGGUUUAUUAGCCUAAUUAAACCACUUAAUAACAAACACUAAUGUUUAGUUACGAUGCCUGAGGCUUCAAUAACGUCUAUUAAACAGUCGGGAAUACUAUGGGAUAGCUUAUAGCUUUUAACCUCUUUUGGCUAAUACUUUUCCAGAAUCGGAAACCAGAUUUCUUCUCAGUUAGGCCGUGCAGACCGAGUUGCGAGGAACUAUUUGACUAACCCAGAAUGCUAUAACAAGCACAUCUAAACGUUCUGGCAAAAAAGUGUACCACUGCAGUAGGGCAAAGGCGAAUAAAUCCGCCGUGCUUCUUACUCCACCAUCCGUGGGGAUCAUAUAGAACAAGAAAUAGGCUUGAAUUGUAGCAGAAAGGCUAUGCGUAAAAAACGGCGGAGUUCUGCCCUAAUAAGUAAUAAAGCGUUUUCAUUUAUUUAGGUGAUGGCCAAUUAAGAAUUGUUGGCGGUGUUCAAUGUUCUUUGAAAAGAAAUGAUUUCGAUCAACUUAUUCAAUUACUUGACCUCAAAAAGUCAAGCUCUGCCACCCGACCCCAUUGGAUCCAAGGAUUUUCCCAGGAUAAGACCAUUCUUUAUGUUAAUUCGGACAAUGUUCAAGUGGUUGAGGUAAAGGCCUCAGGGCUAAUAAAUGGACGUUUACAAUUUCCCGCGAUAACUGCAUUGAGGACGGACAAGUUUGUGGAUGAGAUCAACUUUUAUUCUGACGUUAUGUCAUACGAAGUCGUAAGUUUGCGUAAUCUUUUGGAAAGUUGAAGGAUUUGAGAGAAAACAAAAGGCAUGCGGUGGAUGAGACAUUCACAUUGACAAAGAAUAAAAAGAAACGCGUUGUCCCAGGCUCGGAGGGAAUUGAAACCACGAAAGUGACCUCUACAUACAACCAGGUAAAGGUUUAUGUUGUCGAUGAUUUUCGGGACUCAAAAAGGAUUCGAGAAUCGAAGGAGACGCUCAAAGGAUUCGGAUUUAAUGUCAUUCAAAACUACAGUAAGAAUGGGAUCUCGAAUUGACAAAAUUUUAGCGGAAUCUGUUAACUUUGUCGUUUCGUUGGGGACAGAUUCAAGGAAGAGUCAAAAAUUAAUGCAACUCGAAGAUUUGAAUAUAAUUAAAGAUCAAUGGGCAACAAAAUGCAGAGAGGCCGGAAGAGUAGUGGAAUGGUUCGUUUUAUAAUUGUUAAAAUACGAUGUUUGAGUCACUGGGUCAGCCAUGGACACAGGACAAAAACCUAUUUUGAUUUUUUAGUUUUAAAAUGACUGUUGGCUUCCAAUAAAGGUAUUACUCAAAUAGUUUUGCCCAAUUCUCUCAUUAACCUCCUGUGAUUUUCAAUUUAAUGGUUUUACAAUGAUCGACCACUACGAAAAAAAUAUUUUUCUGAAACAUUACUGUAAAACCGUUAAAUUGUAAAUUACAGGAGGUUAAUGAGAGAAUUGGGCAAAAAUAUUUCAGUUAUCGUUUAUCGGAUGCCAACAGCUAUUUUAAAGAUAAAAACUCAAAAUCGGGGUUUUCCUAUAUCCAGGCCUAACUGGCGGCUGAUUCAGUGUCUCAAAAAUCGUGUUUUAAGGGUUGAGUUUAACAUUCGAUUUAGGGGAAGUCAUGACUAUUUCCUUAAAUCCGAAAACCCUCGGUACCAACUGGACAAUAUUGGUGAAAUAGACGAGGAAACAGUGAUAGAAUCCGCCAGAGAAACGAUUAAUUAUGAUGACAUUGAGGAUGAAUAUGCUCAUGAUCAGUUUUCCGAAGCACAAGAUUGUGUCCGCGAAAUAACAUUGGACCAAUUAGAGGAUGAUAACUCAAAACAGAUGGAAGAUAUGACGUUAGAAGAGUACCCGCAGUUAGAUGAAAGUCAUGUCUUCCAAGAACUAAACUUCUUUAUGCCAUUCUCGGAUGACAAAGUCCGUGAUUUGAUCGAGAACAAUGGAGGAAAUGUCCUUCGGCAUUUGAAUAAAGGCGUAACCCAUAUUGUAUUCACGAAACGGUAGGAUUUUUGUGAUACUAUUCUUCAAUUUUUUAGGUAUGAUUUUAAAGACGAUAGGCUGAAGGUGAUGUCAUUUCUCGAGUCGAGGAUGUGGCAAUGUGUUCUUACGGAUGUAAAUUGGAUUAACGAAGCACUUCGAGACAAUGAGAGGUAUAAAGAUUCCUUACCCAUGAGGGAAGUUUCUCUGUAG
Molecule: messenger RNA, 4285 nt
Organism: Bursaphelenchus xylophilus (pine wood nematode)
Lineage: Eukaryota; Metazoa; Nematoda; Chromadorea; Rhabditida; Aphelenchoididae
Source: the annotation of a GenBank genome assembly